This is a messenger RNA of Verticillium dahliae VdLs.17, 645 nucleotides long. RefSeq lists its product as uncharacterized. The coding region runs from base 1 to 645 and encodes 214 amino acids. The record is from RefSeq and is a predicted model, not a curated record. NCBI's taxonomy places the organism in Eukaryota, Fungi, Ascomycota, Sordariomycetes, Glomerellales, Plectosphaerellaceae. The transcript has 3 exons.
AUGCCGAUAAAACCCUCAAUGGCGACGCGCAUGCCUCUCCGGAGCGCUUCGGACGCAACCCGAUUCACAUCCACCACCCCGCACGCCUCUUCGAAGCAACCCCCCGUAUCCGCCGCUACAUCGAAAGCUCCAUCCGCCGCGAGCAGGCUAUCAGGCAAUGGGCCCAAGAAGGGUGGCGAGACGCCCGAGGAGCGCGUCCGAAGGCUAAGAGCUGCACACGAGGCCGCACGAAAGGCCCAGGUGUCUGGAUUUGACAAGGCUGUCGGCGGUGGACGACGUUUCUUUGAUGUUGCGCAUCGCGUCACUAUUGCAGGACUGCUAGGAUUCACUGCCCUUGCCGGCCUCAUCUCCGUCUACUCCGUCUACGACAUGGUCACCUACAACCGCAAGCGUCGCGAAGACUUUACCGAAGCCCAGAAGCUCAUGGACGCCGACUCCCUCUCUGCCGCCCGUAUCGCUUUCAUCAACGGAACCGCGACCGAGGACCAGAUCCAGCUCGUCGAGGACGCCAACGCCCAGGCCCGCGAGACGGGUGUCAAGCUGCCCCCUCUGCUGGCGCCUGCGCCGCCCACUGGCGCGUCCAUUGCCCUGGGCGCCGCCGCACCCGCUGCCUCGAGGACCGAGGAGCCGAGCCCGGGCGAAUAG